CUCGGAUUGAUUUAGUAGCAGCUAAUGUAAAACCGGCAAUUCGCCACACGCGCUGCAGCUGCCAGUAUCUGAGCUAAAGUCUCACGGCUACCGGCACGGGAGGUGAUUCGUUAAAAUCACUUCAAACUCAAUCUCAAAUAUAAAUUACUGAUUCCCUCCGGUUGAAACCAGUUGACCAAAGAAAUGGUGAUGGAGAAGCCAAGUGCCCAGCUUGUCGGGCGAGAGUUUGUCCGACAGUACUACACCCUGCUGAACCAGGCUCCUGAUUACCUGCACAGGUUUUAUGGCAAGAACUCCUCUUAUGUUCACGGUGGUCUGGACGGUAAUGGCAAACAAGCUGAAGCAGUCUUUGGGCAGUCGGAAAUCCAUAAAAAGGUCAUGGCUCUGAGCUUCCGAGAUUGCCACACUAAGAUAAGGCAUGUGGAUGCCCAUGCCACCCUGAACGAGGGAGUGGUGGUGCAGGUCAUGGGCGAGCUGUCCAAUAACAUGCAGCCCAUGAGGAAGUUCAUGCAGACGUUUGUUUUGGCACCUGAGGGCACUGUUGCAAAUAAGUUCUACGUACACAAUGAUAUAUUCCGGUACCAGGAUGAAGUAUUUGGCGACUCUGACUCUGAACCUCCUGAGGAGUCUGAGGAGGAUGUGGAUGAGCUGGAGCGGGACCAUUCACCUGAGGUGGUCCAGGAAGAGCCUGCUUCAUACUAUGAACAGUCACCUUGUGUGGAGCCUGAGGUGGUGCAGGAAGAGGUGGCUGUAACCCCAGAGCCCCAGCCUGAGCCAGAAGAAGAGGUGGAGCCUGAGCCAGCAGCUGUAGAGUUGAAACAGGAGCCUGUCAGUCAACCUGAGGCUCAUGCUGAGGAAAAGACUCAAAGAUCUCCCCCUUCACCCACGCCUGCUGACACCGCGCCUGCCAUGCCAGAGGACAACCGGCCAUCCUCAUGGGCUUCAGUCACAAGCAAGAAUCUCCCACCGGGUGGAGUGGUCCCUGCCACAGGUGUCCCUCCACAUGUUGUCAGAGUCCCAUCAGCUCAGCCGCGUGUUGAGGUGAAAGCAGAAACACAGACCACAGCACAGAGACCCCAGAGAGACCAGAGACCACGUGACCAAAGACCAGGACCGUCUCCAGCUCACAGAACACCUAGGCCAGGAGGUCCGCAAACACUGCGGGAAGGAGAAGGUGGUGAGUCAGAGGUGAGGAGAACAGUCCGGUAUCCUGAUAGCCAACAGCUUUUUGUUGGAAACGUACCCCAUGAUGUGGAUAAGACAGAGCUUAAGGAAUUCUUUGAACAAUAUGGCACAGUCUUGGAGUUGAGAAUUAACAGCGGUGGCAAGCUGCCUAACUUUGGAUUUGUGGUGUUCGAUGAUUCUGAGCCAGUGCAGAAGAUUCUCAGCAAUCGGCCCAUAAGAAACUAUAAUCUCCUAUCGUAUUCACAGGAAUCCGAUCAGAGAGUGCAGUAG
Messenger RNA from Misgurnus anguillicaudatus (oriental weatherfish), 1455 nucleotides. The record is from RefSeq and is a predicted model, not a curated record. Lineage: Eukaryota; Metazoa; Chordata; Actinopteri; Cypriniformes; Cobitidae.